Messenger RNA from Chaetomium strumarium, 2827 nucleotides. Its product is annotated as VRR-NUC domain-containing protein. Lineage: Eukaryota; Fungi; Ascomycota; Sordariomycetes; Sordariales; Chaetomiaceae. The coding region runs from base 191 to 2734 and encodes 847 amino acids. Gene Ontology annotation, cellular component: nucleus. The transcript has 2 exons. Gene Ontology annotation, molecular function: 5'-3' exonuclease activity; 5'-flap endonuclease activity; flap-structured DNA binding. Gene Ontology annotation, biological process: interstrand cross-link repair. The record is from RefSeq and is a predicted model, not a curated record.
GACACGAAGUCACGAGGCAUCGCGUUUCAUGACUGUCCGGCGGAAUAGCGCCACGCGGGCCCUCAGGCUCUCUGUCCCCUUCUCGACUUUGUGCCUAAAUAAGAAGAUAAGUAGGCGAGCCAGAUUGCCUGGCCUCUUUCAUCCGUUAAACACAUGAUGGUCUCCUUUACAUACUCCUGCUGUCUGCAAAAUGGAUCGCUUUCUCCAACGAUCCAAACCCGCCAAAAACCAAGCUCAACCAGGAACCAGGCGUGUUGAGUCCAGCUCAGCGCAGAGAGCUACUGAGCCGCCAAAAAAGAGACCGCGACUUGGAGAGGUCAAGGAUAGCGACGAUGAGGAGGAUCUUCCGAUCCAUACCCCUGACUCUGAAAGCGGCGACCAUGGACUGGCCCAAGCAGAGCAUCAGACGGCCUUGGACCUCUCACUCCCCUCCAUCGUAACAGAGGAGGAAGCCAUCGAGGAGUAUGAGGCCUUACGAGCCUCGCAGGCCUCACUCGGGGAGGAAAAUGCUGCUUCCACCAGGAUCGACAAUCCUCAGCGGGUCCGAGGCAAAAGCUCAAUCUACGUCGAUGCCUUCAACCUUGCGUUAGACACUGUUCUGGAAGAUGAGGCACAUCUGUUUGACGACAAGGAGAAGUACGUCUUUGAGCAGUGGCGAGCCCUCGGCUACGAGGCCCAAUAUCUGUAUGUCCGCCUGUUCUUGCGCAAAACCGCCAUGUGGCAUCGGAUUCAGCGUCUGAGCUACGACAGUGACAUCUCGGACAUGGCAGCUGCCAUUGACAGUCUUCUGCGCUCCCGACCCUUGCCCGACGACGGCGGCUCUCGGUGGGACGUGGAGCCCAUGGGGGACUUGCAGGAGUGGAUGCUAGGCGACUCGUUUUGCUUCGCUGAUGACUCCGACUCAUGCAUCAAAACCAUGGAGGAAGCCUCUUCGCUGCUGAGUCUUGAAGAGCUGAAAGCGCUCGCCAAGGACGCAAAGAUCCAGGGCAAGAACAAGGCCGACCUUGUCAAGUCCCUGUGCCGUGUAAGCGCCCAGCAAGCGGGCCUCAUGGCUGUCGGGCUCCGCCGCUCAAGCACGAACGGGUCAACAGAGUCCAGCGGGAGUCCAGGACAUCAGGAGACGAAUCGGAACGGUCACUUUCUCGCCAAGAUCCUUGCCAUAACCGGGCCUCUGAUCAGGUUGUCAGAAGCCGUUUUCAAGCUGUUUGAGCGUGUGCACUUAGUCUUUUACCGCUCGACCGAGUGGACCGAGAAGUCUCUAACCACCAUCAUUCUCGCCAAGAUGGCGAGACGAAACUAUCCAGAGUACGUUGUGGGUCGGUCGUCCAACAUCUUCGAGUCUCGGCGUCAGCUCCUCGAGUUCGAGCUCUCGAUGAGAAAGGAACACGAAGUCGACAAAGUUCUCGAGUUCAAUGGCCCGCCAGGGGAGGAAGGCUUCCGCAAAGUCCUUGAUGUAUUCACGAGCAUCGCCCCGCGGUGGAGAGAGCUCAUCGCGGAAGAGAACGACCGAGAGGACCAUGUUUACGAAUCCGGCGAAGGGAGCUACCUGCGUCGGUUCAGUGCCGGCCAUGCUUUCACACGAAUCGCGCACAAGGCGGCCCAUGUACUCGGCCGUCUUCACAGAUACAGAGAAGAGCACGCACUUCUCACCGAGCUUCUCCACCAGCGCCUGUUCCAUCCAGCCCGUCGCGGUUCGUGGUACCAACGGAAGGCACUGCUGGAAGAACGCUAUAUGUGGGAAGUGGACCGAGACCUCGUCUCCAGCGACCCGGAGGUGCGCAAGAAGCACUGGCAGCGGAUUGCGUUGAUGACCUGUGAAACUGCUCUCGAGGACAGGGACUGCCAUCUCAUCUACCACUACGACCUACAGAGACGACUCCUCAGGCUCGAGAAGAGGCUGCGUGUGCCCCGGCGUCUCCAGCAUGAUUUCGGCCACGUAAAGCUGCGCGGACCCGAGGAAGAUACUGUGCUGGGCGUCCAGUUAGUUCGAGAUGACUCGGGCGUUAAGGGCAAAGAUGGCCGCGGGCUGAGCACCAAGACCGUGUGGCUUGACGAGUUGGCUGAUCCGGGUGAAGACGGUCAACCGCUUCAGGUCAGCGUUGAGGAGAUGUGCCUGUCGUACUACCGCUCCCAUGGGUGGAAAGGGUACCACAGCGAGGGCGGCAUUCUACGGACACUGUUCGCCUACCUUUUCUUCGACGUGCUCUUCAUAUAUGUGCCCAACGUGUUCCAGACCGCUUACCAAACAUGCCCACUCGACCUGCACACGGACGCGUUCUACCCGGCACGGGCGAGCCAGAUAAACCACCGGCUGGUGGAAAUAGGAAACGGCGAAGCCCAGCGGAUAUUGCGAGAGGUGUACGAGCGAGAGCACGAGCGCCGCACCUGCGUUGUCGGGCUGAACUGGGACUUCGAUAUCGAAGACCUCCUCGAACUGGUAACCUGCUUCGAUGGGAGUGCGCUUGCUGCCGUCUGCAAAGUCAUGGCGCAAGAAUACAACGCUCGUGGAAGCGGCGUUCCGGACCUCAUACUCUGGCGGGCAAGCAGCAACGAGUUGCCAGACAAGAGCAAGACCGCCGGCCAGCAUCCCGGAGAGGUCAUGUUUGCCGAAGUCAAGAGCGCCAACGACCGACUGAGUGAUACCCAGCGCCUGUGGAUCAACGUACUCACCCGGGCGGGUGUGCGUGUCUCCCUGUGUAAUGCGGUGGCCCGCGAGGUACGGCGGCUGACGUGACUUGGAAAAACAUGCCCUCUCUCAGUAUCAGCUGGUCGGCUCAUCAUUGCCUGCGCGCCGACGCUCUGAAAAUAGCAUACGUCACCUCCCAAG